This is a messenger RNA of Debaryomyces fabryi, 1480 nucleotides long. RefSeq names its product septin (gene SPR3). Gene Ontology annotation, biological process: cytoskeleton-dependent cytokinesis. NCBI's taxonomy places the organism in Eukaryota, Fungi, Ascomycota, Pichiomycetes, Serinales, Debaryomycetaceae. The record is from RefSeq and is a predicted model, not a curated record. Gene Ontology annotation, cellular component: microtubule cytoskeleton; septin ring; cell division site. Gene Ontology annotation, molecular function: GTP binding; molecular adaptor activity; GTPase activity. The transcript has a single exon. The annotation marks the transcript as partial.
AUGGAUACUGAAAACUUGGAUAAAAAACAAUUCUCUUCAUUUGAUAGCGAAAUUGAAGUUCUUGAUACUAGAUUGAAGGGGACGACAAUAUUCAAUGAUAGUACCAACUUACGCCAAAACGUAACACUGUAUAACUCAGAUUUGUUUAAAAAGUUUACCCAGAAGCCUAUUUCAAGUAAAAGAUGUCUGGCUUCUAAUCAAACUCAAGAAUUCUCGGAAGGUAUUUCGACCAAUGCAAUAUACAUGAACAGAUCGACCACCACAAUUGGACUUUCGUUUCUUCCAGAACAAAGAGAGUCCAUUUGUCGUAGAAAUGGAGGUAAUUUCUCAUUAAUGGUGGUAGGGUCUCCUGGUAGUGGGAAAACUACAUUUACAAAUACGUUAUUUGGGACCGAUCUAAUUAGUAUGGAUCAGAAGAAAGAUACAAACCCUACCUCCAAGGUAGUGGUAAAUGGUUUCGAAGUUGCUGAGGAAGGGUUUUCGUUGAGGAUUAAAGUUAUAGAUACCCCAGGAUUUGGAGGGUCAGUUGAUAAUCUGUAUGCAUGGGUGCCAGCAACAAAAUAUCUUGAUGACCAAUUCAGAAUACACUUACUUCAAGAAGAGCAACCUGUUCGAAAUUAUAGGGUUGACAACAGGGUUCAUUGUUGCUUGUAUUUCAUUGUUCCAAAUGGAAAGGGUUUAAACCAAUUAGAUAUUUUGUCAAUGAAGGAAUUAUCUAGACGUAUCAACCUUAUUCCAGUAAUUUCUAAGAGCGAUACAUUUAGUACAGAAGAUUUGAAGCAUUUCAAGGCAAUCGUUAAUCAAACUCUAGAAUUAAACAAUAUUACUAUUUGUGGCCAUAUCUUAGAUCAAAAUGUGAAAGACCAAAUUUAUUCCCAUAUGCCAUUUGCAAUUAUAGGCUCCAAUGAAUAUCAUGAAAACUCACAGGGAAAGUUAGUUAGAGGAAGGAAAUAUGAUUGGGGUAUUGCUGAGAUUGAAAACCCAAUACAUUGUGAUUUUAUUCAUUUGAGAGAAAUAUUGAUGGGUAAGAAUAUGUUAGACCUCAUAAUAUCAACUGAUAUGCAUUAUGAAAGUUUUCGUAGUCAUUACUUGGGUGAGAGAUUUAAAGAAGCAAUCAAGGGACAAUCGAUUAGUGAAGCAAAUAUACAGAGAAUGAACGGUUUAGAACAACUGGUUUAUUUCCACCAAAAGAUAUUGGCAUCUUGUGGAGAAACUACAAAGGAUGACGACCCAAUUCUCAUAGAUAAGCAAAUAAAAAUGAAAGAGAAAUUUGCCGGUAUAAUUGCAAACCAAGAACGAAGGUUUAAAGAUUGGAAACGAGCCUUAAUAGAAAAACAGAAUGUAUUUAAUACUGAUAUUGAAAAACUUCAUAAUAGGAUCAUCAAAUUAAAGGAUCUUAUUGCUCAUUUGGAGUCAGGUUACGUUAUUGAUAAUGAGUCUGAUUAUGAGUCAAUAGAAAGCAAUAAUGAAGCUACAAAAA